AGCCUCUGGUUUCUCUCUCUCUCUUUUAGUCAUGUGGCAACAUCUAUAAAGGCCUGGCGCAAACUGGAGCCUGGGGCUGCUUCGAUGAGUUCAACAGGAUCUCGGUGGAGGUGCUGUCUGUGGUGGCAGUGCAGGUCAAAAGUAUUCAAGAUGCCAUUCGAGACAAGAAGAAGAGGUUUAACUUCAUGGGUGAGGAUGUAAACCUGGUCCCUUCGGUGGGCAUCUUCAUCACUAUGAACCCCGGCUAUGCCGGCAGGACCGAGCUGCCAGAAAAUCUCAAGGCUCUCUUCAGGCCAUGUGCGAUGGUGGUGCCAGACUUUGAGCUCAUCUGUGAGAUCAUGUUGGUGGCUGAGGGUUUCAUCGAGGCUCGACUUUUGGCCAGAAAAUUCAUCACUCUCUAUCAGCUCUGCAAGGAGUUGCUCUCCAAACAGGAUCACUAUGACUGGGGUCUGCGGGCCAUUAAGUCAGUGCUAGUAGUGGCCGGUUCCCUGAAGAGAGGAGAUCCACAUAGACCGGAGGACCAGGUGCUGAUGAGAGCCCUGAGAGACUUCAAUGUCCCAAAGAUCGUGACCGAUGACAUGCCUGUCUUCAUGGGCCUCAUCGGGGACCUUUUCCCUGCUCUUGAUGUGCCACGCAAAAGGGACAUGGACUUUGAGAAAUUUGUCAAGCAGUCUGUGUUGGAUCUCAAACUGCAGGCCGAGGACAACUUUGUGCUCAAGGUGGUUCAGCUGGAGGAGCUGCUGGCUGUCCGUCACUCCGUGUUUGUGGUGGGAAAUGCCGGCACCGGCAAGUCCCAGAUCCUUAAAUCCCUCCACAGGACAUAUCAGAUCAUGAAGCACAGGGUCGUCUGGGCUGAUCUUAACCCUAAAGCAGUCACCAACGACGAGCUGUUCGGUAUUAUCAAUCCAGCCACGCGCGAGUGGAAAGACGGACUGUUUUCUAAUAUCAUGCGUGAGCUGGCCAACAUCAAUCACGCUGGGCCCAAGUGGAUUGUCCUGGAUGGCGAUAUCGAUCCGAUGUGGAUUGAGUCACUGAACACAGUAAUGGAUGAUAACAAGGUGCUGACUCUGGCCAGUAAUGAGCGGAUUCCUCUGAACCCAACCAUGAGGCUGGUGUUUGAGAUCAGCCACCUCCGCACGGCCACUCCAGCGACGGUCUCCAGAGCUGGCAUUCUGUACAUCAACCCUGCUGACUUGGGCUGGAAUCCACCUGUGUCCAAGCUGGAUUGACCAGAGAGAAGUCCAGUCAGGAGAAGGCCAAUCUGACCAUUCUGUUUGACAAGUACCUCCCAUCAUGCCUCGAUACUCUCAGGUCAAGAUUUAAGAAGAUCAUCCCUGUUCCUGAGCAGAGUUUGGUGCAAAUGCUGUGCUACCUCCUGGAGUGUCUCCUCGUCCCAGAAAACACUCCUCCAGACAGCCAUAAGGAUCUCUACGAGCUCUACUUCGUCUUCGCCGCUGUCUGGGCCUUCGGAGGGACCAUGUUCCAGGACCAGCUCGUGGAUUACAGGGUGGAAUUCAGUAAGUGGUGGGUAACAGAGUUCAAAAGCGUGAAGUUUCCGGCUCAAGGCACCGUAUUCGAUUACUACAUUGAUCCCGAGAGCAAAAAAUUUGAGCCAUGGUCAAAAAUGGUUCCGAAUUUUGAGAUGGAUCCUGACAUACCUC
Messenger RNA from Megalobrama amblycephala (Wuchang bream), 1661 nucleotides. RefSeq names its product dynein axonemal heavy chain 9. Gene Ontology annotation, molecular function: dynein light intermediate chain binding; dynein intermediate chain binding; ATP binding. Gene Ontology annotation, cellular component: dynein complex. Gene Ontology annotation, biological process: microtubule-based movement. NCBI's taxonomy places the organism in Eukaryota, Metazoa, Chordata, Actinopteri, Cypriniformes, Xenocyprididae. Bases 186 to 1229 code for a protein of 347 amino acids. The record is from RefSeq and is a predicted model, not a curated record. The transcript is spliced from 10 exons.